GGCAGUCACUCCGGAGUAUAAAAGCCCAGCUGCGAAGCGGGGGCGUGACUGCGCAUUUGUGGAAGUGACUUUACUUCGGUCGGCUGCACCUCGACUCCUCAUGGCUUCCAACGAGAGUCCCGAUGUCGUGUCCCAAUCCAUCGCCCAAUCGACUACCGGCCCAGCGGCGGACGAAGCCGAACAGAAAGUAAAUGAGAAUGUAGCUGAUAGGGUAGCCAGCCUGCCGCUGGUCAGUUCCGCCUACGACAUGGUCUCGGCCGCAUACACCUCUACAAAAGAGAGCCACCCCUACAUGAAGUCCGUCUGUGACAUGGCAGAGAAGGGAGUGAAGACUAUUGCUUCGGUGGCGGUCAGCGGUGCCCAGCCCAUCCUCACCAAACUGGAGCCACAGAUUUCUACAGCCAACGAGUACGCUUUGAAAGGUUUGGGCAAGCUGGAAGAGAAACUGCCAAUUCUCCAACAGCCGACUGAUAAGAUCAUUUCAGACACAAAAGAUAUGGUGACCGGCGCUAAGGACGCGGUGAGUUCCACCGUCAGCGGCAUGGUGGACAAAACCAAGGAAGUCGUCCAGGGCGGCGUGGAGAUGACCCGCUCGGCUGUCCAGGGCGGCAUGGACAUGACCCGCUCAGCUGUCCAGGGCGGCAUGGACAUGACCCGCUCGGCUGUCCAAAGUGGGGUGGAGAUGACCCGCUCGGCGGUUUCCAGCAGCGUCAACACCGUGAUGGAGUCUUCGGUGGGACAGAUGGUCUCCAGCAAUUUGGAAGCGGCUCUUGGAAAAUCUGAACAGCUGGUGGACCAUUAUCUUCCCAUGACCGAUGAAGAACUGGCCAAGCUGGCUACCGCCGUGGAGGGCUUCGAAAUUGGCACGGUAGAGAAGCAGAAGGAGCAGAAAAGCUACUUUGUGCGCCUGGGAUCCUUAUCCAGCAAACUCCGCCACCGGGCCUUCCAACACUCCCUGGUCAAGCUGAAAAGAGCCAAGCAGGGCACUCAAGAUUCCUUGUCCCAACUGCACCAGACUAUUGAGCUGAUUGAGCAUGUCAAGCAGGGGGUUGAUCAGAAGAUCCAAAGUGGCCAGGAAAAGCUCCACCAGAUGUGGCUGCAGUGGCAGCAGAAACAGGCUCCUGAGGUGGCCCAGAAGGAGGCCCCCAAGCCACAGGAGAUCGAAACUCAAGCUCUCGAAGUGACUCGCGGCCUCACCCAACAGUUGCAGUCGGCUACCACAACGCUUGUCUCCAACCUCCAAGGUCUACCGGCCGGACUUCAAGAGAAAGUGGGUCUCGUCCGCCAGAACGUCGACGAGCUCCGUAACGCCUUCAUGACCGCUGGGUCUUUCCAGGAUCUGUCGGGAUCCAUCCUAGCUCAGAGUCGGGAAAAAGUCGCCAAGGCCCGUCAGUUGACGGAUGAGCUGAUGGAUCACGUGGUCCAAAAUGCCCCUCUUACUUGGCUUGUAGGGCCUUUCACGGCCUCGGGCAAACCGGAGGGGGAAGAAAUAGAAAUGAAAUAGCCUUUCAAGGGUGUGAGCAGUUCAGGAUAUUGUUAAAAGUGUUAAGGGGUUUAUUUUGGGAGCAAAGAGAAGAAUUAAGCUUGGCUGCAAAUAGUUUAAAUAAAUAUAGAAUUCUUGGUGCAAAAGAUCACUGGACCAUGCAAAGCCAAGAGGGGUUUUUUUUGGGGGGGGGAUGGUCUGGGUGCUUUUGUUGUUCUAACACGAUCCAGUGAAAUUUUGGGCUGGUGGGCUUAUUUUGCCCAAUUUAACACACCUGGUUUAGUAAAUUGACAAUUGGAGAGGCGGUUUUUUUUUCUCACUCCAUCUAAAAGCAAGUUUGUUUAUUUUUUUUUUACUUUGCAGGAUUAGGAGAAGAGAAUCCAUUUUUAAAUGGAUAUGGCCAAAAUUAAGAAGCGGUUAUCUGUAUUUUUCAUCUGCACCCUUCCCCUCCCCCCUCCCAAUCGCAGGGAGAUUUUUCUUGCCAUCUGGGAGACAAAGAAUUAUUCAGUAUGGUGCAAAACGCAUCAAAACAACGGGGAGGUUUAACCAAUUCCACCCAACUCGUGCCUUUUUCUUCUGAAUGUUUCCUUCCCCGCAAUAAUUCUCUGGCUUAAUUGGUCUCCUUUCCACCCUGCUCUUUCUGCGGAGGGCACGGAUUCGGGGGUUUUGCAAAUAGCGACAGCACUGAGAAAACUGAAAAUGCCAGGAAUGUAAGCAGGAUGAAGGGAUGGAGACAAAGGUUAGGAAAUUAUCUGGGUUUUGAUUAUUAUUAUUAUUCCUGCAUUCUGGUCCUUUUUUUUUUCAGCCUUUCUUCCGGUGCCUGUAGACUGGAGGUGAGAGGAAGGAAAAUGAGAUUAAACAUCUUUGCAAAGUUUCUUCUGCAUUUGCAAGUGAAGUUAUCUAGGGCAGAGUUAGCAUCCUUGGGUUAAAGUUCUUGCCAUUAUUUUACACCAGGAGUCUCCAAAGUUGGCGACUUUUAAGACUUGUGGACUUCCAACUCCCAGAAUUCCCCAGCCAGCCAUGCUGGCUGGG
Thamnophis elegans (Western terrestrial garter snake) is the source of this 2515-nucleotide messenger RNA. RefSeq names its product perilipin-3-like. The coding region runs from base 101 to 1504 and encodes 467 amino acids. Gene Ontology annotation, biological process: positive regulation of triglyceride storage; lipid storage. The transcript is spliced from 8 exons. The record is from RefSeq and is a predicted model, not a curated record. NCBI's taxonomy places the organism in Eukaryota, Metazoa, Chordata, Lepidosauria, Squamata, Natricidae. Gene Ontology annotation, cellular component: lipid droplet; cytosol.